Molecule: messenger RNA, 1713 nt
Organism: Botrytis byssoidea
Lineage: Eukaryota; Fungi; Ascomycota; Leotiomycetes; Helotiales; Sclerotiniaceae
Exons: 3
Coding region: 1-1713 (570 amino acids)
Biological process (GO): arachidonate metabolic process
Cellular component (GO): membrane
Source: RefSeq, a predicted model, not a curated record
AUGUCUACGUCUCAACAGCCGCCUGAGAAUCAAACCUUCCGCCUCCUUGCCGUGGACGGUGGCGGUGUGAAAGGCCUCACUUCCUUACUGAUCCUUCGUCGGUUGAUGUUGCAGCUGAAGAGGGAUGUUACAGAUCCGGAUGAACCUAUACCACGGCCAUGCGACGUCUUCGACCUCAUCGGGGGCACUUCGACAGGAGGCCUUAUCGCCAUCAUGCUCGGUCGGUUAGGCAUGACCGUUGACGAGUGUAUAGAAACAUACAAGAAAUUUGGCAAGACGGUGUUUGGCAAAAAGAAGGCAUUUGGCAUAGGAAGGACAAUGUUCAGUGGGAGCAUGUACGAGACCAAGGAUCUUCAGACUGCUAUCAAAAUGUUGGUAGCAGAACGUCUUAAACAAGAAAGGGCCCCCUUCAGAGCAGAUACAGAUAAUACGAGGGCUGCGAACACGAUUACUGCUCCUCGAGGAGAUCAGGCCGUACAGGCACCUUCCUCGUCGUCCGGAGAAGCGGCUCAGGAUCCAGAGGAUGCCCCGCUCAAUGAUACUCGCGCUGACUUAUCAAGGUUUGUUUGCGCAACACGAAACAAGACCUUCAAUUACGAACUCAUCCGAAAUUAUACUAGUGGAAAGCCGGACCAGGUUGACUACGACUGCACAAUUUGGGAGGCUGGAUCUGCGACUGCCGCUACUCCUAUGUUUUUUGGUCCUGUCACAUUCCAAAAGUCGAAAGCAAAGUUCUCCGACGGGGGUGCCACAAUCAAUUGUUCUCUUCCUGAAGUUGUCAAUGAAGCUAGGCGUUUGUGGAACAGCCCGCAGUUUGCAUGUAUUGUUAGCCUUGGAACAGGAUGGCCUGCUAACUCGAAGGUCAAAUCGGGGCUGCUGGGUUUCCUAGGUCAGACUGUCAAAGUUCUCACUGAUGCUCAGAAGAAGUAUGAAGACUGGGUACGUGGCAAUCGAGAAGACCUCAAUAUCAAGGACCGUUACUUUAGAUUCAAUGUUGAGCAGGGGAUGGGCCAGCUCAAAUUGGAUGAAUGGGCAGAGACGGAGGAAAUGACAGCGCUGACAGAUUCCUACCUCGGCCAAGAUAAGCAAAUGAAUGAGGUCGAGCGCUGCGUGAAACUGCUGCGGACCACCGAUGCUGUAAAUGAAAGCGCACAAAUUGCUGUGUGCGAAAGUCGACAGCGGAGAAUCUUGAAGCAACUUCGUUUUCGCAAAAUACACGCCCGUCACGAAGAGAUAAGACUGGCCCAUCGAGAAACUUUCGACUGGCUUUUUCACGAAAUACAGCCAGUGGAGAUGUCUUGGACAAACUUCAUGGAAUGGUUGCAAAAUGACAACAGCAUAUAUUGGAUCAAUGGGAAAUCCGGAUCCGGCAAAUCAACUCUCAUGAAAUUCAUCAGCGAUGACUCACGACUCAUGAAAGCGCUGAGGAGAUCUUCCUGGGCCGAUGGUCGCCCGGUCAUCAAAGCGUCCUUCUAUUUUUGGUACAAUGGAACAUCGAUGCAAAAAAGCCGGAAAGAACUUAUGCAAUCCCUCUUACUCCAACUAUUGGAGCUCCAGCCGCAUCUGAUAUCUAUUAUAUUCCACGAAGUUUUCGCAUUUUCAGAUAACGAUUUCGAUUUCGAGAAGUUUUCUACCGAAGCGGAAUUGAUGCUGGCUCUCCAAAAAAAUCCUGGAUCAGCCCGAACGGACAUCAAAUCUCAUCUUUCUGAUUGA